AUUUAAAGAGCGAGGGUGAACGCGCAGGCGCAGUUAAGAGGAAACGGUUGAGGUUCAUUUCAUGGUAUAUGAGGUUGACUUCGUACGGAUUGGGAGUGAGUGAGCAAGAGAGAGAGAACGAGGGAGGGAGAGAGAGGGGGUAAGAAAAAGAGAGUUUAGGAUUCACGCUUUGGGUCAACCAACUAAACGUGUUACUCAAACUGAGACGGGGAUACGAAACGCUUGUAAUGACAGCAGCGUCAGGAUAGCUGAAUUGCGUGAGUAAACACAAGAGGCAUCGCGCAGCUGAUAGCAACAAAUCAGGCAGACAGAUCCGAGAGAGAAGACAGGAAUAAGGGAUAUCCAGUUGGGUUGCCCCGAAAGCGUGGACAAGGCUGUAAACCAGAAAAGACAUGGCGGAUGCUGACCUGGACUUCACAACAGGCGAUGCCGGUGCUUCUGUUACCUACCCCAUGCAGUGCUCUGCUCUGCGCAAAAAUGGUUUUGUGGUUCUAAAGGGUCGACCAUGCAAGAUUGUGGAGAUGUCCACAUCUAAGACCGGUAAACAUGGACACGCCAAGGUUCACAUGGUGGGCAUUGACAUCUUCUCUGGCAAAAAGUAUGAGGAUAUCUGUCCCUCAACCCACAACAUGGAUGUCCCUAACAUCAAAAGAAUGGACUACCAGCUUAUUGGCAUACAGGAUGGCUACCUGUCUCUGCUCCAGGACAGCGGUGAGGUCAGAGAAGACCUGAAAAUGCCAGAGGGAGACCUAGGCAAAGAGAUAGAAAGCAAGUUCGAUGCUGGUGAGGAAAUCCUGAUCACUGUCCUGUCUGCUAUGAAUGAGGAGGCUGCAGUAGCCAUCAAAGCCAUGGCUAAAUAAAACACAGCAGGGGUUGACAAGAUUCACUGGACCUGGAUAGGAGAAUUAGACCUCAGCAAUGCUAUCCUCCCUCCUUUUUUCAUUCUUUCUUUAUUUCUCCCUCUCUCUCUUUCUGUACUUUAUAGCCCAUCUGUAGGUUAAAAACUAGGAAAUAAAUUUAAUAAUCAAAAUGUUCCAAACAAAAUUUUAAUUCUUGUGAACCAAAAGGUACAUAAACAAAAUGGAAUUCAUGGACAGUGGACUAAAGCACCAUAAUGAUGUAUGGCAGGGCUUGGGAUUUUAUUUAUUUAUUUUUUGAGAAGGGCACCUCAUAACUGCCUUUAGUAUGAGUGUGCCCUUGUUGAUUUUGACACUUUUUUUUUUUUUUUUUUUUUUUUUUUAAAUAACUGCCCCUAAUAUGUUCUUUGCUAUCUUAAACACAGUAGCAAAUGGCUAUAAGAGGUCUGUUAUGUGGUUAAUUUUAUUUAUGAGCAAUUACAGUGCAGAGGGGAAGUGAAAAACAUUCAAGCGCAGAAUCUCCUCUUAAGGACAUAUACAAAGACAAUGAUUUGUGUAAUAGGAUGCAGUUUUGAAUCACAGGACCAAGUGUUCUGUUUAACUUCCAGUAGCUUUAAUCUAAAGACCCUUAGGCAGGGAGUGACAGUAUCGCACAAGCUGGUGAAUGGAUGGAUGCAGGAAGACUUCGGAUCACUUUUAGCACCACCCCUUUCCAAAAAUAUAAAAAUACGCUAAGAAUGAGACCGAUAACACGCAGGAAACCAGAAACGCCAUUUUAUCAAGAUUUCCCAAGUAUUAUAUUUGCAACUGUUUGAGUAUGCUGUGAGGUGGAAGGAGGUGCCAUAAGCCUUAGAUCUCUUGUUGAAAUAAACAAAAACUUCUGCCUGUAAUGUACUCAGUCUUGGCCUAUAAUGCUUUCUGUUCACACUUGACAGACAAAGAAACAAGUACCAAAAUUCCUUAAAGUUUGAAGGUUGGAUGAGAGAUUUGAUAAAAAAAUAAUAAUUGUCCCCUUUAAAAUCAAUUCUGUCCUAUGUAGGCCAGAUUGACUGUCAUGUACAUUACACUUGACUACAGUACGAGUAAUGUUAAGUUUUUGUUUUGCGAGAUUGUGAUUCAAAAAUGAAAUGGAAAUAAACAGAAAUUUGUAUUCUAGCAAGACAACCCAGCCAAUAUUAAAAAAAAGAGCACAUAUAAAUCUUGUUUUUAUUUCAA
Messenger RNA from Megalobrama amblycephala (Wuchang bream), 2072 nucleotides. RefSeq names its product eukaryotic translation initiation factor 5A-1. Gene Ontology annotation, molecular function: RNA binding; translation elongation factor activity; ribosome binding. The record is from RefSeq and is a predicted model, not a curated record. Gene Ontology annotation, biological process: positive regulation of translational elongation; positive regulation of translational termination. Lineage: Eukaryota; Metazoa; Chordata; Actinopteri; Cypriniformes; Xenocyprididae. The transcript is spliced from 6 exons. The coding region runs from base 393 to 860 and encodes 155 amino acids.